CCCGGAGGCAUCUGUCCCUGCCCCAGAGGUGCCCGUCUCCCAUCCUCACGCGCACCGUCUCCCUCCCGGGGCUGCAGGGAAGGAGUCGGGAUGGAGGUCGUUCGCAUGGAUGCAGACCCCUCGCAGACAUACCGUCCAGAGGCAGGGGCGGCGCCGGGCAAGCUGAAGGCAGACUUCAGGAACUACAUGGAGGGCAUGCUCCUGGACCGCGUGUACAACACUUACCUGCUCAUGCACACGCACCAGACUGUUGACUUCGUCCGCAGGAAGCACGCGGAGUACAGGGCCUGCUCCCAUCGCCGCCUGAGCAUCAUGGAGGCCCUGGACCUGCUGGACGACUUGGUGGACGAGUCGGACCCGGAUGUGGACUUCCCCAACUCCUACCAUGCCUACCAGACGGCUGAGGGCAUCCGCAAGGCACACCCUGACAAAGACUGGUUUCAUCUCGUGGGGCUGCUGCACGACCUGGGGAAAAUCCUUGCUCUCUCUGGGGAGCCGCAGUGGGCUGUGGUGGGUGACACCUUCCCUGUGGGCUGCAAGGCCCAGAAGUCGGUCAUCUUCAGCGACUCCACCUUCCACGACAACCCCGACACCCGCAACCCCCUGUACAAUCGGGAAGGGGGCCUGGCACUGACCCAUUGCUCUCUGCCCGCAGAGUACAUGUACCAGGUCAUGAGGUUCAACAACUUUGCCCUCCCCCCGGAGGCCUUCUACAUGAUCCGCUUCCACUCCUUCUACCCCUGGCACACCUGCGGCGCCUACAUGCACCUGUGCAGCCCCGAGGACCGGCGCAUGCUGCCCUGGGUGCAGGAGUUCAACAAGUUCGACCUGUACACCAAGAGUGAGGACCUGCCUGACGUAAAGCAGCUGAGAUCCUACUACCAGUCCCUCGUGGACAAGUACUGCCCUGGGCAGCUGUACUGGUGAUGGGGGCAGGCCCCCACACCCGGCCUGGCCUGUAGCAUCCAGGGCUGG
This is a messenger RNA of Gavialis gangeticus (Gharial), 975 nucleotides long. It is a transcript of the gene MIOX, whose product is annotated as myo-inositol oxygenase. Gene Ontology annotation, cellular component: cytoplasm. The record is from RefSeq and is a predicted model, not a curated record. Gene Ontology annotation, biological process: inositol catabolic process. Bases 91 to 927 code for a protein of 278 amino acids. The transcript has 10 exons. Gene Ontology annotation, molecular function: inositol oxygenase activity; iron ion binding. Lineage: Eukaryota; Metazoa; Chordata; Crocodylia; Gavialidae.